AUGAACCUCAUCUCGACCACUCGCGCGAUUGGCGAGCACUUUAUCGACGGCAAGAGCAGCUACCUCUGCCGCGCUCGAGGCUCUGGACAAACACCUGCAUAUGCGCUCCAUUUUUCCAGGCAUUCGGCAUGCAAGACUAAGGCUCGUCUGGACGAACAGGACCCCACGAGGAAUGGGCAGCCCAAAUCCUCGCCCCAGCACACACACAUGCAUGCUGAAGACAACGAACGCGUGCCCACUCCCAGCCGUGCGGAGGUGCGCAAACUCCCGCCUAUCCAGCAGCCCUCGCCACUGGGUCCAGAUGUACGCGAGAUGUCCGACUCUCUGCAAGCAGAGCGAAUCGAGGCGUGA
This is a messenger RNA of Gloeophyllum trabeum ATCC 11539, 351 nucleotides long. RefSeq lists its product as uncharacterized. Bases 1 to 351 code for a protein of 116 amino acids. The transcript has 3 exons. The record is from RefSeq and is a predicted model, not a curated record. Lineage: Eukaryota; Fungi; Basidiomycota; Agaricomycetes; Gloeophyllales; Gloeophyllaceae.